AUACCUCUUCUGGGGAUGAGACCCGGAAGGGUCUAUCUAGCUUAGCAACGUAAAACUAACAUAGUUUAAUAUGGUUAUUGCAGUAAUUUGUUGAUAUAUUUUUGUGCAAUGAUACUCCAUUUACAUAUCGCAAUUUCAACUUAAGUAAAUAUUAUUUUACGGUAAUCAAAUGUUGCGUUCCACGUCUCUAUCGAAACCAGUUCAAGUCACGUGCAUACUCUUAGAUUAAUGUUUUAAUUGUACAAACAAUGGAACAUAUAAAAAUGUAAACGAUAAUAUAUAUGUGUAUAAAGUAAAUGCACAAACAAACAUCCAUUAAUAUUUAAAGAAGACUAAGCUCUUAAUAAUGUUCUUCAUUUUUAAAUAAUUAAUUAUUGCUAAACUAAUGACAAUUUUAAUGGACAUUUCUCUUAUGUAAAUGAGUAUUUUUCUUUUUGAAAUCGGUCCCAAUCGCUGAAGUUAGACCACAGUCCCAGUGUUAAUGAGUAUGCCAGUUAAAUCGCACUAAAAAGGAUUUCUACCCGCGUGGAUAAAAAAGAGUUUUUAUUGCGAUAAUUAUAUAACCUCUAUUUCUUACCACAAACAACAUUCCAAAAAAGAUUUUUCACGAGUUAUUCGUGGGAGAUUUGUGGUUUUUGUAAACUCGUAAUUUUCAAAGUCUCAUGUUUUUAGAAGUUGCACGUUUAGAUUCAACCUAGUAUUUUUGUUGCCAGGUUUUUGUUCGUUUUGCUAAUAUGGUUGUUUGCAUUAUCAUAUUUAAUUUAAUUUUAGGAGCCGUCAUUACAAAGAAACAAACGAAAAAGAAAUAACAAUAGAUAUAAAAGGAAUAUUUUUUAUUAUUCCUACAGUUGGAUAUCCAACUACAGGAAUAUUUUUUAAUAUUCCUUUUACGAUAUCAUUGCUGGACGCAAUAAGACACACAAGGACAGUCUAUUAGUUUUACGCCCUAUCUAAACUUCCUUCUGAACCACGCUGGAGAUCGAGAUAAUAGAUUUCUUUUUCUUUUCAGUAGCUUACUGGAUUUUUUUAGAGUAACUUGUAUUAAUAAAGCUUUUCUUUUCUUUUUCAGGUGCGCUCAUGAUGACUGAUCAUGAUCAUGAAAAUUGCAUAAGCCAAUUCUUUCAUGAUGUCAAGCCCAACCUUUCAUCUCAAAAUCUACUCGAGGUUUCUUCAGCUUCAGGAUAUUUCGAUUCUUCCCAAGAACUGAGUCAGUAUUCUCAAGACUUUAACACACAGGCACUUAGCUUAUCACAAUUGACCAUAGAGGAGCAAGAGCCAUUAAGUAUACAACCUUUUUUUAAUGUGACUCCAAGGAAAAUGCCAGUAUCUCCACAUUACGUGGUCGAAGAAGAAUUCGCUGCAAAUCCGUGGGCGAUGUUAGUAGCUACAAUAUUUUUAACAAAGACAUCAGGUAGAAUUGCAAGACCGUACAUGAAGAAUUUCUUUGAAGAUUAUCCGACACCUUAUCACGUCCUCUCGGAUACACCGAGUUCGUUGGAGAGGUUCUUUGAUAACCUUGGUUUGAGAAAACGUGGUCUCAUGAUUUGGAGGCUUAGCUAUCAAUUUGUUUCAUCAAAAUGGCGGCGUGCUAGCGAUUUAUGCGGUAUAGGGAAGUAUGGAGAGGAUGCCUAUAGGAUAUUCUGUCUGGGACAUACAAAUUUGGAGCCCAGCGAUAGAUACUUAAAAUUGUAUUUAGAUUGGUUAACGACACAAACGAAGUUCUUGGAAGAGCAAGGAGCUAUGGAUAGCGAAUACUUGAACGAAGACCCGAUUUUGAAGUACUAUAGGCUUACUUUGAGAGAAGUCAAAUAGUUUUAUUUUUUAAACAUUAGAAUUAUGUAAAAUAAAAAUCUGUGAUAUCAUAUUAAAAUAAAAAGGUAAUUUAUAAUCUUUGAAGUGGUAAUUGAUUUUAAAGAUUAUUAUGUAUAGAUUUAUAUUAAAUCAAAUUAAAUAUUUAUAUAAAUGACAAUCGUACGAGCAUAUGCAGUAGUCCCAUUCGUUUACAUAACUGACAGCUUAA
This is a messenger RNA of Diatraea saccharalis (sugarcane borer), 2020 nucleotides long. NCBI's taxonomy places the organism in Eukaryota, Metazoa, Arthropoda, Insecta, Lepidoptera, Crambidae. The record is from the annotation of a GenBank genome assembly.